AUGAAGCUAAGCCACGCCAUUAGGCAGAAUGACGCAGCUUAUGAUGGUGAUGACUAUAACGAUCCUGACUUUGAUGAUCAUCGCUACGAUGAUGAGUUGGAUGAUGAUAUAGAUUAUGGCGACGAAUGGGGUUACGAAGAUGAUGAACCGGAGUACGACGAGGAUGAUGCAACAGAAGAAGAUACGUCUGAUGAUGAGAUUGAGAUCGACCGAACAGAUCCGGCGCAAGUGGUCCACGACCCCGAGGAUGAAGCCGAGCAAGAUGGUCAAACUCAUAACGUUGACGACGAUCAAUCUGAGCUGAGCUGGAUCGACGGGCCUCAGAAUGAUUUCAGCGAAGACGGCGAAGUAGACGCAGCGCAGAGCGAGGCUGACGUAGCUGCUCCUGCAGACGAUGUCGUUCCAGUCGCGACAACAAUUAUAACUCUACCAGAUCCAGCACCACCACGCCCACGGCCGUCACCGCCAUCAGAUAUGGCUCGACAAGAGAUUCGUCUGCGCCGACGCGUCCCAAUUCUGGCCCCGAAACCACACGACGCUAGCGUCAUCUUCGACGGCGGUACUCCGAGCUUCCUGCAGCUCAACUGUAUCCACUCGUGGCGACGCAAGAUGCUCUAUGCGACAGAGUAUAGCUACUCGCGCUGCAAAGGAUGUAGAUAUCGUGCGAAUAGUUGGACAAACUUCUGCUCUAUCUGCGGGCUGGUCGCUUGUGAUUGGUGCUCACAAAGCUUCCGCUACCGAUGCUUGGCCGAGUGGGAGUGCGCGGCGAGUAUGGUGGAUGUCUUCGUCUGGGCAGAGAAGGGUGUCGUACCGUUCAAGACUGAGCGUCGUCGAAAGGUGAAGAAGGUGGAGGACGAGAUUUGGGCGGAUCGCGACGAAGACAUGCUGGGUCUCGCGAGACUAAUCAAGGUUUUUGAAGCCCAGCUGUCAGAGCUACAGCCUUUUCUAUACUAUGGUUUUGGAAUUAGUUCGUUGUUCGAAGAGCUGGAGCUGGAGAUGCGGAAGGAGUACUGGGCUGUUACGGAGGAGGAUGUGGGUAUACCUGGGCUCACCAUGACGUUCGACCUGGCGAGUAACUUCUUUGCACCAUUGCGCUGGGACGAAUCGACAUAG
Molecule: messenger RNA, 1113 nt
Organism: Alternaria metachromatica
Lineage: Eukaryota; Fungi; Ascomycota; Dothideomycetes; Pleosporales; Pleosporaceae
Exons: 2
Coding region: 1-1113 (370 amino acids)
Source: RefSeq, a predicted model, not a curated record